AUGAGCGGCGAUAAACCCCAUCUCAACGGCACCGAUCCCACCCAGAAUGGCAUCAACGGUUCGGAUGACGUCGAAAUGAAGGAGGAUCCCAAAAACUCCAAGAAGACGUCAAAGCAGGUGAAGGAGAAGGACGGCGAUGAUGAAAUGACAGUUGUCGUUCCGCCUGCAAAGGGCUCCAAUACCCCGAGCGCCCCUCAGAAAGCUACUGAAGCCGAUCUUACAAAUGGAGCAAUAGAUGAUGAGGGCAAAGAGGAAGCUGAAGAAGAAGUUGAUCCUCAAGAAAAGGCAAUCGAGGAAAUCAAAGCCAAUCUUCCAUUACUGGAACGCGCUGUCAGCCAGUUUGAUCCUCGAUUCAGCUUGAGAGUCCUCCGUUCCAUACCUUCGAUCCGCAAACACCUGUCUGCUUAUGUGAUAGCCUCUGUGGUUACCAACACCUACGCAACACCUACACCGACGGCAAUGUCCCUGCUCAGCGCCGUAAAGGAUGACCCGUCCUUUCCAACCCAACAAGUUGAGGAAUGGCAUGGCAAACGGGAUUCAACGCACCAAAAAAGCUCACACAAAGAGAUACUACCUGAAAUAGAUGUUUACCUAUCGAUCUUGGUACAAGUCCACCUUUACGACAAGAAAUCAAUCAACGCCGGCGCCCAGUUCUCAAGCGCGUUGGUUGAACAUCUUCGGACCUUGAAUCGCCGCACAUUGGAUUCGCUGUCGGCUCGGGUAUAUUUUUACUAUGCGCUUUUCUUCGAAGAGAUGGCGCCCUUGCCUCCUUCACCAGCCGCUGCGGUGCUUUCGAUCCGGAAGCCCCUUCUUGAUGCUCUACGAACGGCAACACUGAGAAAAGACCAGGAUAUACAAGCGGCGGUCACGACUCUGCUUCUGCGGAAUUAUCUUUCCACCUCUCACGUCACCCAGGCCGACCUCUUGAUAUCCCAUACCAAGUUCCCUCCCACCGCUGCCAACAAUCAGAUCGCCAGAUAUUUGUACUAUCUUGGCCGAAUCCGAGCCAUCCAACUUUCAUAUACUGAAGCUCACGACCACCUGACUGGCGCGACGCGCAAGUCGCCAACGUCCUACAAAGCCAGUGGAUUUUACCAAGCCUCGACCAAAAUGCUUAUUGUGGUUGAACUGUUGAUGGGAGACAUUCCGGACCGCGCAAUUUUCCGCCAGCCUAGUCUGGAAAAGGCACUGCAGCCAUAUCUUCAACUUGUGCAAGCCGUCAGCUCUGGAGAUGUGACGGGUUUCCAGACUUUGGUUCAGCGGUACAACGCCACCUUUAGAAAAGAUGAUACGUACACGCUUAUUUUGAGACUGCGACAGAACGUGAUCAGAACCGGCAUUCGUAUGAUGUCUCUGUCAUAUGCCAGAAUCUCGUUGCGCGAUAUGUGUCUACGACUUGGACUGGACAGCGAAGAGUCUGCGGAGUACAUUGUGGCAAAGGCAAUCCGCGAUGGGGUCAUUGAGGCCAGCCUUGACCAUGAGCGUGGGUACAUGAAGAGCAAGGAAGUGGGUGAUGUAUACGCCACCAGAGAGCCUGGUGACGCUUUCCAUGAGCGUAUCCAAGCUUGCUUAACGUUGCACGAUGAGAGCGUCAAGGCUAUGCGUUUCCCCAUGAACCAACACAGACUAGAGCUCAAGAAUGCCCAAGAGGCACGUGAACGCGAGCGUGAGCUUGCAAAGGAAAUUGUGGAAGGAGAAAUGGAUGACGAUGAUGCGCCGGGCGGCGACUUCGAUGGAAUCUGA
This is a messenger RNA of Fonsecaea multimorphosa CBS 102226, 1743 nucleotides long. RefSeq lists its product as uncharacterized. Gene Ontology annotation, molecular function: enzyme regulator activity. Bases 1 to 1743 code for a protein of 580 amino acids. The transcript has 3 exons. The record is from RefSeq and is a predicted model, not a curated record. Gene Ontology annotation, biological process: ubiquitin-dependent protein catabolic process; regulation of protein catabolic process. Gene Ontology annotation, cellular component: proteasome complex; proteasome regulatory particle, lid subcomplex. NCBI's taxonomy places the organism in Eukaryota, Fungi, Ascomycota, Eurotiomycetes, Chaetothyriales, Herpotrichiellaceae.